AUGGGAAUAUUCACGUCUGCCAGAAACCCGUUGCCUAUUCUUGCGGAUCAACUUGACAGACAGAUAAUGAGCGUGAUAGAAGUAAAACGAUCUUCCACUGAGGAAAUUGACGUUGAAGAGACUGAAAUUGAGACCUUUGAGUUUAAACAACUGAGUAAAGACAUUGCCAAAGUAAAGAUCGCUAGUAAAGAAUUUGAUCCGAAAGAAUUUCCAUCUCGCGUAUCACUACUCGCGUUAUCGAAUACAUAUGGUUAUUUUGUUGCUGCUUCCACGGAAGGGUUUAUCUUCUCGACGACGAAAAAUUUGAGAAGCGCCUUCAUCGAUGCUACAGGACCGCAAUCAGCGAAGAGAUCAGAAAGGCCUCACAUACAGCAGACUGUUCAUGUUAAAAUAAAAGAUGGAAAGAUACGCUGUCUACGAUUGUCCUUUGAUCAAUUAACUAUAUGUGUUGCAGUAUCGAACGCUGCGAAUGCUGGUGGAGGACGUCUUUUACUUUACGAUGCAGCGGCUUUAUCUCGCGCUUGCAAGGACGUUGGCCCGUACCAAGAAAUUUCCCUAGAUUCAGACAUCGUUGAGAUUAGACCAAAUACCGGUGACAAACCAAAUAUUAUAGCCGUUCUGUUAAUAACUGGGAGCGUGAAGAUUAUCGGCUUUGAAUCUAAUAGUUCAAAAGUUAUCUCGGAGAUUAAGGGAGACGUAAGUUCAAUUUGCUGGUCUCCGAAGGGAAAGCAGAUUGCGUGUGGAACGUAUUCUGGGAAGAUAAUACAAUACACGCAAGACGCAAUAGCCAAAGUCAUAUACCCACCACCGCCUAAACUACCGGAAAACCAAUCAAUGAAAGUGUUGAAUUUAUUCUGGUUGGAAACUUUCCUUUUUGUGGUAGCAUAUUAUCCUGUGGUACAAGAUGAAAAUGCGGAAGCGAUAUCAUACGUCAUACAGCGAGAAUCAGACAGAGCUAAAUACCACAAGAUACCGGCACUAUGUCUUCCAGUCUUUGCAACAGAACGUGGACCUAACUUCUACAUAGAAGUAUUUAGGGGAUGGGAUAGUAAAAGUCCAUUCAUCUUAGUAUGCGCAAACACACAAUCUUCCGAAAUCGAACUGGCUGCAUUCAAUAACAAUCGUUGGACAAAAUGGUUUAUCGAAAUUGAAACAUCCCGAGCAUCACUACCAAUAUCAGAUCUCCCAAACAAUGACGAAGAUACUCAUAUCGUCGGAAUGACUCUUGAUUUCACUGAUACUGAUGAAUGGAUGAUAAAACUAGACGAAGAUUCGACUUCAUCCGUACCUCCUGCCCCAAUACUAUAUAUUCUCAAUGACGAAGACGAUGUAAUAGCUUAUAGGUGUUUUAAUAGGGAAGCAUUUGUUGAAAACGUAUCGUAUUCACAAAUGGCGAAAGUGCAGCAGCUGCCAGAAGUCGGACCAUCAAACAAGAAAGUCGAGCAAGGGGAGUACAGUUCCGUUGUACAACAUGACUAUAAGAUUGACAAAACAAACCAGCCAACGCUUCCACCAGAAACUCCCAAGGCACAAGUUAUUCCACCCCCCCAGAUUCGACAUGUUGAACAGAAGAAGAGUUCGCCAUAUUAUGAACCCGCCAUGGGACUGGCCCACUCGAUAGACGUAAUCCUUAAGAAACAAGAAAUUACUCAGAGGCAUUUUAAAGACAGGAAGAGGGCUGCUGCUGAUCGUUUCUCUCGACCUGAAUAUGCUAGCGCAGAAGAUUUAAAUUGUUACGAUUUGCGCAAGAUUGAGAAAUUACAGGAUAAAUUUAAACAUCAAUUAGAGAUAUUGGAUGCAAACUCUAAACAUUUGAAGCAAGAAGUGGCCAAAAUACGCACGUCUGUUUACAAAGGCAGGACCACGUCAGAAAUGAUUGAACUUUUUCGAGAAGCUAUGGAAAGACCCGCUACUGGAAGACUCGGUAUAAUCCAAGCACGCGUCAAAGGCCAGUUAGAAAAAAGUGUAAGAGUAUUGGGCGAAAAUAUUCAAUUGCUGGAAACUCAAUUAUCGGCUUUGAAAAAGCAAAUUUCGGAGCGCAAGGGUAAAAAGAUAUUAACGCCUCAGCCACUGGAAUUUGUCGACCGUUCAAUUCGUAAUAUUAGCAAGACUAUAUCAGUAAACUCUUGUGCAAUCGAUCGUUUAAUAGAGGAGAUGGAACAGCUUGCAAUCUCGUCUAAUUCUGCCAAACCAACCUCUUCAAGCGUGACCCACCAUAAAUUGCGAGGCAAGAAACGGGAAAUGUCGACACCCGAUAACAUUUAUUUUCCUAAUUCAGCGGCGGCAUCAGUGGCAGCAUUUGUAACGCGCGAAUACAAAUCUGAUAAGUUACGUAAUGUAUUUGAAACACAAAGAAUUCAGCCGGUGCUGACGAAAAUUAACCGUGAAAUUUUCGAGACACGAACCUCAAGUGGAGUACAUAUUUCACCAAUCCGCACGCCUCCUAAAAGAACUCUAACGCAACAACAGAGAACGUCAUCUGCUAGGCCUAGAACUCGAUAUGAUCAGCGACGGAACGUGGGAUUAAGCUGGAAUAAAAAGAUGGAGGAAUUUAUUAAGAAAGAUGCGCAAAUAUUGAAUGAAGAGGAAGCAGAAGACAGUGAAGAGUUCUAUUACGAAGACGAAGAAGAGGAAGAGGAAGAACUGACAGAGGAAGAAGUGUCGGAAGGGGUGGAGGAAGAUGUGGUAAAAGUGUUGGAGGAAGAAGUGUCGGAAGUGGUUAAGGAAAGGGUGGAAGCGGUGGAAAGGGUAGAGGAAGAAGUGGUAAAAGUGGUGGAGGAAAAAGUGGUGGGCCUGGUGGAGGAAGAAGUGGUGGAGGAAGUGGAGGAAGAAGUGGUGGAGGAAGUGGAGGAGGAAGUGGUGAAGGAAGUGGUGAAGGAAGUGGUGGAGGAAGCAGUGGGGGAAGCGGUGGGACUGGGGGAGGAAGAAGCGGUGGAGGAAGUGGUGAAGGAAGUGGUGGAGGAAGCAGUGGGGGAAGCGGUAGAGGAAGUGGUGAAGGAAGUGGUGAAGGAAGUGGUGGAGGAAGCAGUGGGGGAAGCGGUGGGACUGGUGGAGGAAGAAGCGGUGGAGGAAGUGGUGGAGGAAGCAGUGGAAGGAAUAGGAUUUGAUGAAGAAGGGGGGAAAUCAAAUACUGAAAUGAGAGUGAAAAUAGGAGUGGGAAGCAUUGAACUGGAAGAGAAAGUAGAAUAUGUAAUAGAUGAAAAAGGUAGAGAGACAGAAGCGAGGGAGGAGGAUGGGGAGGAGAAAGACAAGGAAGAACGGCAACAGCAAGAACGUUCAGAGUCAGAAGAGGUGGAAGUGGAAGAAAGAAUAAGGUUAGAUGAAGAAAAAGGGAAAUCAAAUAGUGAAAUAGGACUGGAAAUAGGAUUAAGUGGCAUUGAACUGGAAGAAAAAGUGGAUUAUAUAACAGAUGAAAAAGCGCAAUCUACAAUUAGUCAGCUUACAUUUGGGCAAUCCAGCUUUGGACAAUCCAGCUUUGGGCAAUCCAGCUUUGGGCAAUCUACUUUCGGACAGUCUGCAAUUAGUCAACCAACAUUUGGACAAUCUACAAUGAGCCAGCCAACCUUUGGGCAAUCCAGCUUUGGGCAAUCUACUUUCGGACAGUCUGCAAUUAGUCAACCAACAUUUGGACAGUCUACAGUCAGUCAACCCACCUUUGGACAGUCUACAACUGCUCCACCUACCUUUGGACAGUCGACAAUUACUCAACCAACUUUUGGGCAAUCUACAACUACUCAACCAGCUUUUGGACAGUCUGCAGUUGGUCAACCAACCUUUGGACAGUCAGCGUUCAGUCAGCCUACCUUUGGACAAUCAGCAUUUAGUCAGCCUACCUUUGGACAAUCAGCAUUUGGUCAGCCUACCUUUGGACAGCCAGCAUUUGGACAACAUGGAUUUGGUCAACCCGUAUUUGGACAACAUGGAUUUGGCCAGAAUCCUACCCUUGCUGCUCAAUCUUUGAAAGCACCAGCAACUGGUGGAUUUGCUAGAUAUACAAGUAAUAGUAAACUUGGAGGCUUCGGUGCGCCCUCGACACCAAGCGAUAAUACAGCGAACGCGCCCCAAGAUUCUCGUUUUACACAAUAUCGGUGA
Paraglomus occultum is the source of this 4092-nucleotide messenger RNA. The record is from the annotation of a GenBank genome assembly. Lineage: Eukaryota; Fungi; Glomeromycota; Glomeromycetes; Paraglomerales; Paraglomeraceae.